AUCUCUGGCUCGCCCCGUUCUGGCCCCCAGACACCACCUUUUGCAGCCCGCCGCCCUGGAGAGAUGAGCUCGGGCGAGGUCAUGGCUGCCCCCCAGAGGCAGGAACCGCAGGACGCCUGGACGACGCCGCCCAGCACGCCGCGGCCAGCCGCCGCAGCCCCGGCCACGCCGCCGCCGUUGCGGCGCGCGGGUGCCGAGCCAUUGCUGCUGGGCCUGGAGCGGAACUGCCCGCGGCGCGUGCGCGGCGCCCUCUCGGCAGACCCAGGGGCGGCCAGGUCGCCGUUCUGGGAGCGCCGCUUCGAGUGGCCGCUCUGCGCUGCGCUCCGCCUGGGGUGUAGCGAAGAGAUCAUCAGGCUUCUGACCGAGCACGGUGCGAAGGUCGAUGUGACGGACAACGUUGGGCAGUCGCCGCUCCAGCUUCUGAGCUCAGGGGUAGAGGCCAACAUCACCGGUGCCCACACCAACGACAUGCGGGAGCUUCCUGGCUCCGAGGAGUGGGCGAAACAGUUCGAGCUCGGCGUGGCCACAGCCCUGCUGAUCGCGGGCGCGGAUCCAGAGGCGUGCCCUGGCGACCCCGGCAGAGGACAUCAUUCAAGCUUGCAGCUCGCCCGGCGCGCCAGGAAAGGCCACCUGGUCGGCUUGUACGAGGCCCAUGGGCAUCAGCUGACGGCCUGA
Messenger RNA from Prorocentrum cordatum, 675 nucleotides. NCBI's taxonomy places the organism in Eukaryota, Dinophyceae, Prorocentrales, Prorocentraceae. The record is from the annotation of a GenBank genome assembly.